AUGGCUUUCCAUCAUGCUAGCAUCACGAAGCGAAAAAGUGUGACCGUCCCCGGCGCCCAUACAAAUUGCCGCGAGGUUUGUUCGAGGGUCAUUGUCUCAGCCUUCUUGAAACGCCUGUUGAAGGACUGCGCCGCGGGGGAGCCAGUACAAGAGGACGCGAGUUCGUCUCCGACCACAAGAUGGGCCCAGAUCCCACUGUGCACAUCCCUGCAACUGAUCGUCUGCAUGUCAACAUCGCAGUCUCCGUCGGAGCAAAUACCCGAUGACUCGGAAGGGAGUGGCGUCGGCUCGACCGGGGUGUCAGCGCUGGCGAACCUGGACUCCCGAGGCGGGCGGCUGAGCUGGCCGAUCGGAGGAUAG
Chaetomium globosum CBS 148.51 is the source of this 360-nucleotide messenger RNA. RefSeq lists its product as uncharacterized. The transcript has a single exon. The record is from RefSeq and is a predicted model, not a curated record. Bases 1 to 360 code for a protein of 119 amino acids. Lineage: Eukaryota; Fungi; Ascomycota; Sordariomycetes; Sordariales; Chaetomiaceae.